Molecule: messenger RNA, 7224 nt
Organism: Marmota monax (woodchuck)
Lineage: Eukaryota; Metazoa; Chordata; Mammalia; Rodentia; Sciuridae
Gene: Cp
Product: ceruloplasmin
Exons: 19
Coding region: 284-3484 (1066 amino acids)
Biological process (GO): iron ion transport
Cellular component (GO): plasma membrane
Molecular function (GO): oxidoreductase activity; copper ion binding
Source: RefSeq, a predicted model, not a curated record
GGAUGAAUGGAAGAAGACAUAGAGUUAUGCAUACUCCCGACAAUAACCAGUGACUUUUUAUUUGUAGACAGAGAAGCUUGGCGACUGAGACCUUUUUUUUCCCCACGCUGGAUUUACGAGAACCGAACUGAAUUGAAAAAUGUUAUUUGCUUUAACAAAACAAUUUACUCUUGUGCAACAUUAAAUUGUGUCAAUCAAGCAAACAAAGGAAGAAAGCCUUAUUUAUAAAAUAGCCUGCUUCUGAUUCACUUGAUUGCUUCUCAGGUUCCAACAGGGCGACAAAAUGAAGCUUUUGGUGCUUGGUGUUUUUCUGUUUUUCUGUAGUUCCCCAGCCUGGACAAAAGAUAAGCACUAUUACCUUGGAAUUAUUGAAACAACUUGGAACUAUAACUCCGACCGUGGGGAAAAGAAACUUGUUUCAGUUGACACAGAGCAUUUCAAUUUCUAUCUUCAAAAUGGCCCAGACCGAAUUGGAAGAACAUACAAAAAGGCCCUUUAUAAUCAUUACACAGACGGAACCUUUAAGACAACCGUAGAAAAGCCAGCCUGGCUCGGGUUUUUAGGCCCUAUCAUCAAAGCUGAAGUUGGAGAUAAAGUUUAUGUACACUUAAAAAACUUUGCCUCUAGGCCUUACACUUUCCAUGCACAUGGAUUAACUUACUAUAAGGAGCACGAGGGGGCCAUCUACCCUGAUAACACCACCAACCUUCAAAGAGCAGAUGACAAAGUGCUUCCAGGAGAGACCUACACGUACAUGGUGCUUGCCACGGAGAACCACAGCCCUGGGGAAGGUGACGGCAACUGCGUGACGCGGAUCUACCAUUCCCACAUCGAUGCUCCGAAAGACAUUGCCUCGGGGCUCAUCGGACCUUUAAUAGUCUGUAAAAAAGAUUCUCUAGAUAAGGAGAAAGAAAAGAACAUCGAUCAAGAAUUUGUGGUGAUGUUUUCUGUGGUGGAUGAAAACCUGAGCUGGUACCUAGAAGACAACAUUAAAGCUUACUGCUCGGAGCCAGACCGAGUGGACAGAGACAAUGAGGAAUUCCAGGAGAGCAACAGGAUGUACUCUGUGAAUGGAUACACUUUUGGAAGUCUGCCAGGACUCUCCAUGUGUGCAGAAGACAGAGUAAAAUGGUACCUUUUUGGUAUGGGUAAUGAAAUCGAUGUGCAUUCAGCUUACUUCCAUGGGCAAGCACUGACCAACAAGAACUACCGUGUGGACACAAUCCAUCUCUUCCCUGCUACACUGUUUGAUGCUUUUAUGGUGGCCCAGAACCCUGGAGAAUGGAUGCUGAGCUGCCAGAACCUAAACCAUCUGAAAGCCGGUUUGCAGGCCUUUUUCCAGGUUCAUAACUGUAGGGAGCCCUCCUCCGAAGACAACAUCCGGGGGAAACACGUGAGACACUACUACAUUGCUGCUGAGGAAAUCAUCUGGAAUUACGCUCCCUCCGGUAUAGAUAUCUUCACCAAAGAAAAUUUAACAGCUCCUGAAAGUGACUCAAGGGUAUUUUUUGAACAAGGUUCUACAAGAAUUGGUGGCUCUUAUAAAAAGCUGGUUUACCGUGAGUACACAGAUGUGACCUUCACAAAGCAAAAGGAAAGAGGCCCAGAGGAGGAACAUCUUGGCAUCCUGGGUCCCAUCAUUUGGGCAGAAGUGGGAGACACCAUCAAAGUCACCUUCUAUAACAAAGGACCAUACCCCCUCAGUAUUGAGCCAACUGGGGUGAGAUUCAGCAAGGACAAUGAGGGCAUGUUCUAUGCGCAACACUACAAUCCCCCGACAGAAAGUCCACCUCCUCAUCCAGCCUCCCAUGUGGCGCCUAAGGAAACCUUUACCUAUGAAUGGACUGUCCCCCAGGAAGUGGGACCCACUUAUGCAGAUCCCGUGUGCCUGUCUAGGAUGUAUUAUUCUGCUGUGGAUCCCACGAAAGAUAUAUUCACUGGGCUUAUCGGGCCAAUGAAAAUAUGCAAGAAAGGAAGUUUACAUGCAAAUGGGAGACAGAAAGAUGUAGACAAGGAGUUCUAUUUGUUUCCCACUGUAUUUGAUGAGAACGAGAGUUUGCUCCUGGAUGAUAAUAUUAGAAUGUUUACAACUGCACCUGAUCAGGUGGAUAAAGAAGAUGCAGACUUCCAGGAAUCCAAUAAGAUGCACUCGAUUAAUGGAUUCAUGUAUGGGAAUCUGCCUGGUCUCAAUAUGUGCCUAGGAGACUCAGUCGUGUGGUACGUAUUCAGUGCUGGAAAUGAGGCCGACGUACAUGGGAUCUACUUUUCAGGAAACACAUUUCUGUCAAAAGGAGAAAGAAGAGACACAGCCAAUCUCUUCCCACAAACGAGUCUGACACUUCUCAUGCAGCCUGACUCGGCAGGGACCUUUGACAUCGAGUGCCUUACGACCGACCACUACACAGGUGGCAUGAAGCAGAAAUACACUGUGAGCAGCUGCACACAGCAGCCCGAGGAUCUCACCGGCUACCUGAAUGAAAGAACCUACUACGUGGCAGCCCUGGAGGUGGAAUGGGAUUAUUCGCCACACAGGGCAUGGGAGAAGGAGCUGCAUCACUUACAAGAGCUAAAUGUUUCCAAUGCAUUUCUAGAUAAGGGGGAAUUUUACAUAGGCUCAAAGUACAAGAAAGCUGUGUACCGGCAAUACACGGACAGCACCUUCCGAGUCCCAGUGGAGAGAAAACCUGAGGAAGAGCACCUGGGGAUUCUAGGCCCACAGCUUCAUGCAGAUGUUGGAGACAAAGUCAAGAUUGUCUUUAAAAACAUGGCAACAAGACCCUACUCCAUACAUGCCCAUGGGGUGAAAACAGAGAGCCCUCUGGUGACCCCGACACUGCCAGGUGAAAUUCGCACUUAUAUAUGGAAAAUCCCAGAAAGAUCUGGAGCUGGCACAGAGGAUUCGCCCUGUAUCCCAUGGGUUUACUACUCCACUGUGGACCAAGUUAAGGAUCUCUACAGCGGAUUGAUUGGCCCACUGAUCGUCUGUCGGAGACACUACCUGAAAGUAUUCAAUCCCAUAAAGAAACUGGAAUUCUCCCUUCUGUUUCUAGUAUUUGAUGAGAAUGAAUCUUGGUACUUAGAUGACAACAUCAAAACAUACUCUGAUCACCCCGAGAGAGUAAAAAAAGAUGACGAAGAAUUCAUAGAAAGCAAUAAAAUGCAUGCUAUUAAUGGGAGAAUGUUUGGAAACCUGCGAGGCCUCACAAUGCACGUGGGAGAUGAGGUCAACUGGUACCUGAUGGGGAUGGGCAAUGAGAUAGAUCUGCAUACGGUGCACUUUCACGGCCACAGCUUCCAUUACAAGCACAGGGGCAUUUAUAGUUCUGAUGUCUUUGACAUUUUCCCUGGGACGUACCAAACCCUAGAAAUGUCUCCCCAAACGCCUGGAAUCUGGUUACUCCACUGCCAUGUGACCGACCACAUUCAUGCUGGGAUGGAAACCACGUAUGCUGUUCUACCCAACGAAGAAACCAAGUCUGGCUGAAAGAAAUAAUUUGGUGAUAAGUGGAAAAAUUUUAAAAAAAGAUUCAUAACAAUGUAUGUGAACAUGUUAAAUACAACAUUGCUUUGGAAUGGCUAAAAACAUUAAUAAAAGACUGAAAACAUAAAAUUCUGUGCAUCUGUGGGGGAAACUGUGUUGCCUGCUACAGAUAAAAAAGAUCAUUAAGAUGUUAAAAAAAAAAAAAAAAUCUAUGACCAGAGAGCUGUCCCGGUGGUCCUCAAAGGAUCACAUGAAGCGUCCCUGACAUGUUCCCAACCAUCACCUUCCCAUCAAUGCUGACAUCGUUUCUAAUGAGCCAGUGGGCAUGCAGGUACAAGCUGCAGAGGAAGAAGGAAAAAUAAAACAAAAAUAAAAAGAUGCCAAUUGGAGUUUUGUUGAAUCCUUGAAAAGAUGGUCAAGGGAUAUUACCUGGAAUUGGGAAAGGUGAAGUUGAGAAACAAUGCCUAUGUCAAAUCCAGGUAAAAACAAACUUAAGAUAAUAAAAUAUUGAAACCUUGCCACCAGGAGACAAGCUUCAGAACGUGGUUGUGCCAGGCAGUGGGCAAGCAGAACUUUUGUACUGUCUCAACUGGAUUCAGUGAAUACUCUCAAUGAGCUGAACUUGGACUCAAAACUCCUUAACAAGAGGUUAAAAAAGAAGACAGACGUGACUAUCAUGAUACAGUGCUUUAUUGUCACAAAUGCUCCAGCUGCAAGAGCAACAGGAGUAUACAUCAACAGGAAACAGAUACAAGGCUUGGGCUGGAAAGCAUGCAUUCAACAAAUGAUGCCAACGUCCAGACAGGAAGUGAGGUUUGUGAACAUUUACUUCAUCUGAUGCAGAAAGAAACAGCAUAGGAUUUAAAAGUAACAAGAAGAUAGAGUUGGAAAUCUUUUACUGUGGCAAAACAUUUACAUCUUCCUCAAGAGAAAAUUAUUAUUAUUUUUUGAAAGUAACACAAUAGAAAAAUCUGGAAAAAUCCAGAAUAUAAAAAUUCUGGUGCUCUAAAGUAAUAUUCAAAUAAACUUGUAAAAUAUUUCCUCGAGUGUUCCUGGGAUAGAAAAAGAUUGUCAUGUCUCCAAGAACAAGAAAUCGGUGGUGUUUUCUGGAAUAAAAAUCAGUAUCCACUUUUAAAUAUGUGGCUUCCUUGAAGCAUUCUUAUGUCUUGAAGCUCUUUUACAUUCUGGGCAAUUAAAGGGAUUCAGGUUAUAAAUUUAGAAAUUAGUGGUUACCCACUACAUGAAGCACCCUGAAAGAAUCUGAGAUAUGUAAAAAAUAAAAAAAUUAAAAAAAAAAAAAACCCUUUGCUUGUAUCUGUACCUGGCAAUGAAUUUUUAAAAUGCAGCUUCAUGUGCUACUUUCAAAAGACACUUCAAGUCAGUGAUUUUUUGCGACUGCAGUAAAGAAGAUAGGGCAAGAAGAAUGCAGCAGUGCCAUCUUCUGGGAGGAUGUUCAAGAAAUCCCUGAGCUCCAGUUCCAUAGCGACGAUGGAAAGCACUUCUGUUAUGGGAAAGAAAACCUGUUAGAAUGGAAAGCCCAUCUUUAAUCUAAGUCUCUUAAUCACUCAUUCGAUUAAUCAGAAGCUGGUUCGGGAGACAAAAUACUACGACUACAAAGAGAACAGUCUCCUAAGUCCACAGAUGACUUUGUGGUUUUAACAACUUCUAACAUCCUUUCUAGACUCCUCUGAAGUUGAUUUUAUAUCAGCCCCAUGGGAUCUGGAGUUCCUCUUUCAUUGCUGGAUUACUGGGUUGUUUUUCAAUAGGUUCCUAUUGUUUUCUAAAGAGAAAUGCGACUAUCUGAAAAUGGCCUUCUGUUAGCGCUGUCCUGCAGGAAAUAUACAUCAGAUGUUUGCCAGGCAAGAAAACACCAUUUCCAGUUGGAUACCACUGCCCUAAAUCAGUUCCUCUCCAUUAUGAGAUUGUGACAUUAUUAAUAAGUACAAAUGUGCCUUUUUCAUAAACUGCAAAGGAAGGUGCUCCAGUGAACAUUUUCAACACGAAGGGCUUCUCAUCAAGUGUAUUUGUAAAGGUAAAUGUGUGCUUUUGUGAUUGUAUUACUAGUUAAAAGAUACACGCUUCCCUCUUCUAGAGAGAAGGGUGAUGCUUAGGAGCAGUGUUCCCCAUAAAUGCCUCCUGGUCUCUGGCCCUAUGUGCACUUCAGGCCAUUCCUGAGUGUCCUCAUGUGCCCACUACUUGCUCUACGUAAGAGCCGCUCAGAGGCAUCUGCCCAACAUUCAGCAAUCUUAACCCUCGUCAUGCAGAGGAGCCUCCUGCUGUUUUUGCUGAAAACUCAUAAGUGCGGUGGAGCCAUGUGGAAGAUCCCUAGCUCUGGAAUCAGACAGUGUAGGGAAGGAAUCCAGAUGUCAACCCACCUACUUGGUGAGUGACUUAAAGAGAGUUACUUAAUCCUUUGAGUCCUGGUUUCCUUGUCUGUAAUGUGUUUUUAGUUUGUGGUUCCUGGGGCAGUGCUACUGGUAUUCAGCAGGCAGGGGCAAGGAUGCUGCUGUUUAACAUCCUCACGUGCACUGGGGACAUCACACAAACAGACAAUUUCCCAACCCUCAAAAUGCCAAGGCUGGGAAAAGCUGCAGUAGAGAGAAAAAUCGGCGCUCCAACACACCCUAGGAGUCCCUGGUACUCUCUUGCAGUUUUGCCCUACAUUUCACUCUAGAGUGACUCUGGAACUUCUCAUCAGUUCAGGGAUAUAUAAAAAAGUGGGUCACUCGCUAAGUGGCACACCUAGAACUCAAUUCUAAUUUUUCAGACUCAAAUCCGGGACCUUAGUGUGCUUAGCUGCUGACAGGAACACCUCUAAGAAAUGGAAUUUCUUCAGGUACCUCCCCUUCCAAUCAAUAAAUAGCUACAGGAUGUUUCCUGUGGGAGAAGCACAUUGCUGCUGAGCAGAGUGCACACCAUGAAAUGCAGACAGAACGCUGUGCCGGCUCUGAGGCACUGCAAUCCAAUGAUGGAAAUCACACACGUGAGCACACACACAAACACUGGAGGAACAAUUAUGGGUAAGUUAGGGAAGAAAGCACAUGGAUGUGAGCCAGAAAGAGGCUUGACUAGAUAACACUGUUGCAGAGGUGUGAAAAUGGGGGACAUCUGCAGGAAGGUGGGAAAGUGACCCACCCACGUGAAAACUAUCUUAAUUAAUAGUGAUUAAUUAUGUGAUUAAUUUUGAUGCAAGUGGGGCAAAGCAAUCAGACACCUGCCACUUCCAUCUUCUGAAAAUCAAAGCAGUCAGGGAGGAAGACAAAGAGUUGGUGGGAGGUAGCCUCCUCCUUCCCCUAUCACAAACGUGCAACGUUUACUAAGUGGGAUCUUCAGAAAAACAACAUCUGAUGGCCACUGGCUCUGCCUAAUGUUUUAAAAAUCUAUUGCCUCAGCUAGAAAAUAUAAUUCCAACACUGUCGAUUUCUAAUAUUUCAUGUGCAUUACAAUCAACAUUGACAUGACUUUUGUAGUCAGGCCAACAAAUAACUAGUAACAUUAACACACAACAACAUAGAAAAUGAAAAUGAUAUGUCCGUUAAGAUUGAUAAAUGACUAUGUAUGAAUGAUGAAAAUUCAAAUUGACAACCUACGCUGUAAAAAACUGUAUGAUUUAGACAUUCAACUUUUAAACACUGGAAGAACUCAUCCUUCUUCAAUACUUAAAAUUGUGUUUGUUAAUCUUAGCUUCAGACAUGAAGUAAAUUAAACACUCAGAUCAUUAAUAAAAGAUGUAAUUAUCUUCA